Messenger RNA from Saccharomyces paradoxus, 816 nucleotides. RefSeq names its product telomerase inhibitor (gene PXR1). NCBI's taxonomy places the organism in Eukaryota, Fungi, Ascomycota, Saccharomycetes, Saccharomycetales, Saccharomycetaceae. The coding region runs from base 1 to 816 and encodes 271 amino acids. Gene Ontology annotation, molecular function: nucleic acid binding. The transcript has a single exon. The record is from RefSeq and is a predicted model, not a curated record.
AUGGGUUUAGCAGCUACAAGAACCAAGCAGCGGUUUGGUUUAGACCCGAGAAAUACUGCAUGGAGUAAUGAUACGUCGAGAUUCGGGCACCAAUUUCUAGAGAAAUUCGGAUGGAAACCCGGAAUGGGUCUUGGCCUGUCCCCCAUGAAUUCACAGACUUCACAUAUCAAAGUGUCGAUUAAAGACGACAACGUUGGGCUGGGUGCUAAAUUAAAACGUAAGGAGAAAAAAGACGAGUUUGAUAAUGGUGAAUGCGCUGGGCUUGAUGUCUUUCAAAGAAUUCUUGGUAGGUUGAACGGAAAGGAAAGCAAAAUAUCGGAGGAAUUGGACACGCAGAGGAAGCAAAAGAUUAUUGACGGAAAAUGGGGUAUCCAUUUUGUCAAGGGAGAAGUUUUGGCAAGCACGUGGGAUCCAAAAACUCACAAGCUAAGAAAUUACUCCAAUGCGAAGAAACGAGAGAGAGAGGGAGACGACAGCGGAGAUGAAGAUGACAACGAAAUAGAAGAUGAAGAAAGUGAUAAGAAGAAGCACAAGAAACAUAAAAAGCACAAGAAAGACAAGAAAAAAGACAAGAAAAACAAGAAAGACAAGAAGGAACACAAGAAGCACAAGAAGGAAGAGAAGAAGUUGAAAAAGGAAAAGAGGGCGAAAGAGACAAAAAGGACGUCGAAAUUGAAAUCUAGUGAAUCUGCAUCCAAUAUUCCCGAUGCGGUAAACACGAGAUUAUCGGUGCGCUCCAAAUGGAUCAAACAAAAGAGGGCUGCGUUGAUGGAUUCCAAGGCAUUGAAUGAGAUCUUCAUGAUAACAAACGACUAA